Schistosoma haematobium is the source of this 6793-nucleotide messenger RNA. RefSeq lists its product as uncharacterized. The record is from RefSeq and is a predicted model, not a curated record. The coding region runs from base 1525 to 2601 and encodes 358 amino acids. NCBI's taxonomy places the organism in Eukaryota, Metazoa, Platyhelminthes, Trematoda, Strigeidida, Schistosomatidae. The transcript has 2 exons.
AUAUAAACGUGGUUGUUUCUGUUCUUGCGAGUUGUAACCUAUUAUGAAGGAUGAUGUCUCUAGAUUUUAAUUAUAAGGUUUUUUGAGUGUUUCGGCUUGUUCAUUAUAACAGCACUUCUGGUAAACGAUUCCACUUACCUAAAUAUAUGUAGGUGAACUAAACAGUAUAUACUAUGACUAUAGUCAUAGUAUUUAGAUUCAGAUUUGUGUAGUAAGGACAGAAGGCCUACGGCCUAUGUUAUUCCUAUUCUAGAAUGCUUCUGUGAGUGUCCAGUCUUCUCUUGAAAGAGUCAAUUGAAGGUGCGGACACAACUGCUUCAGGCAGCAGGUUCCAAGUAUUGAUGACGCGGUGUGGAAACAUGUAUGCCACGGCCUCGACCACAUAGCUUCAAUAUUUUUUAUGUGCACUCUGGUUGUUGAGUGCACAAAGUGCUACUUUUGGAUAUAGACACGAUGCACAUAACCAGGCCUGUGCAGGAGUCUGUACGCUAUCCAAACAUCCGUACAUAUUGCAGUACCUGGCUGCAGCCGGUGUUACUGGUGCUUUCAUUAUCCAGUUCGCGAUAAUUUCCCUAAUUUACCUCAGGAAUUAUAUGUGAGGUUUUCAUCACGAAAUGACAUCAGCUAUAAUGCCAGAAAUUUAUUUAGCCAAAUGGAUGAAAGGCUUUCGCGUUAAAACCCGAGAUUUAUUAUCUUAUACCUGAUUGAUUCGUUCACAAAUUGUAGUCUCGCCAUUUUAUUUAUCAUGUUUUGUAUAAAAUCCCCUGUGAACCGAACGUACGUUAGCACUAAGCGACGUAACCUUGAAAUCUCCAAAACGCCUCUGAUUGGCUCGUCCAUAAAUUAGAGUCUCGCCGGUGUGGAAUUAAAAUCUGGUCACAUUUACGAUCAAUAAUUUUGAAGACUUCAUGCCAAAAAAAAUAAAUGCGUUGUUUAAGAUGCCGAAGAUAAGCAUGUAGAAUAGACUACAAAACAUUACAAGUGCCCGGACAAAUAUUUUACACGCUUUCUCUAGAGGCAAUUACCCUACACCUAACUAGAACAUACUUCCUGUUAGAAAAUUCCCUCUUUUGUGCAGCUUUAACGAACUAAUCUCACAAAAUAGGCUUUUUGCUUGGUGGAUGAGACAAGGCUGUUUCCAGGAUCCCCCAAUGCUUUAGAUCAAAUUUCCAUGUUAAACAAAUUUUGGUCAACAAUUUCGUAGGGAGAAAAAGAACAUGGGGUGAAGCACGUUGCAGGUGGAAAUAAAUGCAAGAAAAUACUUACAUUUAUCGCGAACCUGGAACUAAACAUGAAACAGUUAGCCUCAAAAGGGCAGUGAUUUUUGUACUUGUUGUGAUUAUACUUGCUUUGAGUACUUAUUGCACCAAAAGCAUUCUUGGUCUACUUUAACUUAAAGUACUUUGAUUAAAGUUUGAAACUUUUUGAUAAAUUUUGUCCUGAGUACCUUUUUUACUCCUGACUAACACUUGUGUUCAGAUUGUGAUCAUUUUGUGUUUUUUAAACCUUUUAUAUCGAAUUACAAUGGUUGGUAAGACUCACAAAUGUUGGCAACCAAAUUGUUUGUUCCCCGUGGAGGAGGGAAUGCAAUGUGACGAUUGUAAAAAGUGGUACCACAAAAUGUGUACACGCCUAAGUCCGACGGCUUACAAAAGAUGCUCGAAGCCUAACUCGCAUUGGCUUUGUAUGUUCUGCUGUACGGAUAAAAAGGUACUAAUUCGGGAGGCUAUGGCCCUAUUGGCUUUGGCCUGCAAGAAAAACGAUGGCGGAAGCAAUGAUAACAAGAGCACUGACGGAGAAGAAUGUGUCAGUGUAGUAAGUGCUGCUACCGGACCCGUUAAACACCUGACUGUGAUUGACGGGAACGUGAAAUCUCCGUUGACAUUAACGAGGAAUGAAGUGCCGCUUGAUAUUGACAUCGGCAGUCAUACACCUCUAGCCGAAAUAGAAGAUCCGGAUAAAACUGUCACCGUUCCACGUAGUCCAGGUGUGGCUGUCCUGACUGGUGACAAAUGGACUUCAGUAAGGAGAAAAAGAAAUGGGAAGAAAAAGACUGUGGGCAAAACGCAGCUGGUCAGCAAGGCAUUGGAAGGGAUGUUAUCAGAAGAAAAAUCCUCACUGCGUGACAAGACAGAUCUCUCUGAGAGAUCAGUCAUUUUUCAUAAGAUAAGAGAAUCUUCAGAUAAAGAACCAAAGGCGAGAUUUGAACACGAUCUCAAUCAUAUUAAGACAUCAUUAAGUAAACUACUCCCAGAUACAGUUUCAGGAGUCAGUAUUUGUAAGCUUUGUAGAAUAGGAAAAAAGGUGGAUUCCAAAAGUCCUCCGAAAAACCGCCUCCUGAAGGUUACAUUCAACACGGUGGAAGAAAGGAACCUGAUUCUAAGUAAUUCACGUAAACUGAUAGGAUCCGGAAUAUAUGUCCGUGAGGAUCUCAGCCUAGCUGAUCGUAUUAAGAGACGAGCUGCAGAAGCGGAAAUAAAUGAACGUUGCCAAAACGGGGAACGAAACCUUGUUCUUAAGGGUUUUCAAGUUGUAAAAGUUCGGAGCAAAACGAUCCCCAAGCCACUCUGGGUGGCAAGGAAAAGCUCUCCACAGACUUAAAGGUAUGCUACACAAAUGCUCGCAGCCUACUAAAUAAAAUGGCGGAGCUCAAGUCAGUGGUGGAUAAAGAGAAACCGGACGUUAUUGCUGUCUCGGAAACUUGGUUAACGUCAGAAGUAUUAGAUAGUGAAAUCCAGUUGACUGGUUUCAUAACCAGUAGGGCUGAUAGAUUAAACUGUAGGGGAGGCGGGGUUAUUCUGUACACGAAAAGUACCCUAACCAUAAGAUUAGCUGAGACAGUAGCACAUGUUUCAGGGAAAUUUGAACUGGUGAGAUGUAAGUUGAAAUGCCGACGGCAAGAUAUUGAAUUAGUUGUAUUAUAUCGCAGUCCAGAAUGUGUAGCAGAUGAUUUUAUCCUAGGUAAACUUAAGUCCUGGUGUAACAACGGUAAAAGUCUUGUAGUAGGCGACUUUAAUGCACCACAUAUAAACUGGGUUAACUUAGAAGUAGGGUCAUCCAUAUAGUCGUUCGACUGCAAACUGUUAGAAACCUCGAUUGGAUUAGCAUUAUUCCAACACAUUAGAGAUCCCACAAGAUACGACUUAUGAAACUCUUCCUCUCUUUUAGAUUUAGUUUUCACACACGGUGAUGACGUUGGUCAAAUGGCUUUUCUCCCACCACUUUGGAGAAGUGACCAUGCAGUCAUCUUAUUCAAAUUCAUGGCUGAGAUUGCCUGUCAAACAGUUGUACCGGCCCGUCCCAACAUAUGGGCAAUUAACUCCGCAGCAUCUGCUGAAAACUGGGAAAUUGACUCAAAGGCAUCACUACAAGAGGUAUGGACUCUAUUCAGGCAGUUAUACAAUCGGGUAACUCAACCAUACAUAUUCUGGACUGUCCCAAAGAAAAAGAAGCACGGACAUCCCUGGAUAGGCCGGGAUAUUCAACGUUUACUAAGACAAAAGAAGAAAUGCUGGGACGUUGCCAUCCGCCUUGGCACAGCAGGUAAGAUGGAACGCUACAGAUCGGUAAGAAACAAAUGUAUGACAAAAAUUCGGGAAGCUCAAAGAAAAUAUGAAAUGCAGUUGGCACAAUCUGCACUCAAGCAGCCCAAGAGAAUAUUCUCGUACAUAAACUACAGAACAAGGAUGCAUCAUUGGAUUUCCAACCUAAUUAAAGAAAGAAGUGAAUCUGAAAUGAUAGAGGAAGAUCAGGAAAAAGCAAAGGCUAUUGCUGACUAUUUUGGGACAGUUUUCACACAGGAACCUCCUCUAGAAGAAGAACCAGACCAAAAUAAAUAGUCAACAAACCACCUGCUCACCGUGGACUUCGAUCAAGAUGAUGUGCUUAAGACUCUUAGCACUUUAAACAUGGAAAAGUCAACACGACCAGAUGAACUACACCCCAAAAUAUUGAGACAUAUUGCACAAUACAUCGCGGCCCCACUGACUGUGAUAUUCAAUAUGUCACUUGACCAAGGUGUGUUACCUAUGGACUGGAAGGACGCAAUCGUCACUCCCAUACAUAAAACAAGUCCACGACAAGUUCCAUAGAAUUACAGACCCGUAAGCCUCACCAGUGUGGUAAUUAAAAUACUGGAAAGAAUAAUCAAACGGACCAUAACGGCAUUUAUGGAAACCAAUAACUUGCUGAACAUGGCACAACAUGGUUUUAGAAAGGGUCUAUCCUGUACAACGAACCUCCUUAUAGCAAGGAAGUUCUGGAUUAAUGCGCUAGACAACGGAAAUUCAGUGGAUGUUGUCUACAUAGAUUUCAGUAAGGCUUUUGACAAGGUGCCAACUAAUAGACUGCUAUUGAGGUUGGAAAACCUUGGUAUUUCCGGACCUCUUUUAAAAUGGAUUAAGAAUUUCCUAGUAGGUCGUAGACAAAAAGUAAGAACAAAUUCCAAGUGCUCCAUCUGGAGACCAGUACUUAGUGGAGUACCCCAAGGUUCCGUCCUAGAUCCUUUACUUUUUAUAAUGUACGUUAAUGAUCUUACAAGUAUAGUACAGUCUCCAAUGUUAUUAUACGCUGACGAUGUAAAACUUUGGCGAGUAAUAACUGGAGACAAAGAUGCUUUUACUCUUCAGGCAGACUUAAAUAAUAUGAUAAACUGGUCUAAAGAGUGGCUGAUGCCUAUCAACGCGGAAAAGUGUGUCUACAUGCACUUGAGGGAUACAAAGGUUAAUAAGUACAACAUAGGGGAUGUGUCAUUACCCGUAGUCCGGUCUCAUAAGGAUCUAGGGGUGACAGUGAGCAAUGAUCUUAAGACGACUGCCCUUUGCCGGGAGGUCGCAGCCAAGGUUCAGAUUCAGAUUUGAGUAGUAUGCUUCUGUGAGUGUCCAGUUUUCUCUUGAAAGAGUCAAUUGAAGGUGCGGACACCACUGCUUCAGGCAGCAGGUUCCAAGUAUUGAUGACGCGGUGUGAAAACCUGUAUGCCACGGGUAUUUUGUUCGUUCUUGGCUUUUCUACUCGCCUGCUAUGUCCUCUAAGGUGUCCCGAUCUAGUGGGAAGAGAGAGAAUAAGUUGGGUCCGAAAUCAUUUCUCAGUAUUCUGUACAUCAAAAUUAGAUCUCCCCUUAGUCUGCGACAGGACAGAGUAAAGAGGUCCAGUUUUUCAAGCCGCUCUUUGUAUGAUAAACCCCGGAGUUCCGGAAUUGCACGGGUAGCUGCCCUCUGUACUUAUUCUAAUAUGUCCGAGUCACCUUUUAAACAGGGGCUUGCAGCCUAAGCGCAGUUCUCUAGCUUGGUUCUCACUAAGGAUGUGUAUACUGUGAUGAACAUGGUAGUAUCUAACUUAAUGAAUGUCCUUUUUAAAGCCCAGAGGGUUCGAAACCCCUUGGCUGAUACCUCUCUAAUGUGUUGGAAUAAUGCUAAUCCAAUCGAGGUUUCUAACAGUUUGCAGUCGAACGACUAUAUGGAUGACCCUACUUCUAAGUUAACCCAGUUUAUAUGUGGUGCAUUAAAGUCGCCUACUACAAGACUUUUACCGUUGUUACACCAGGACUUAAGUUUACCUAGGAUAAAAUCAUCUGCUACACAUUCUGGACUGCGAUAUAAUACAACUAAUUCAAUAUCUUGCCGUCGGCAUUUCAACUUACAUCUCACCAGUUCAAAUUUCCCUGAAACAUGUGCUACUGUCUCAGCUAAUCUUAUGGUUAGGGUACUUUUCGUGUACAGAAUAACCCCGCCUCCCCUACAGUUUAAUCUAUCAGCCCUACUGGUUAUGAAACCAGUCAACUGGAUUUCACUAUCUAAUACUUCUGACGUUAACCAAGUUUCCGAGACAGCAAUAACGUCCGGUUUCUCUUUAUCCACCACUGACUUGAGCUCCGCCAUUUUAUUUAGUAGGCUGCGAGCAUUUGUGUAGCAUACCUUUAAGUCUGUGGAGAGCUUUUCCUUGCCACCCAGAGUGGCUUGGGGAUCGUUUUGCUCCGAACUUUUACAACUUGAAAACCCUUAAGAACAAGGUUUCGUUCCCCGUUUUGGCAACGUUCAUUUAUUUCCGCUUCUGCAGCUCGUCUCUUAAUACGAUCAGCUAGGCUGAGAUCCUCACGGACAUAUAUUCCGGAUCCUAUCAGUUUACGUGAAUUACUUAGAAUCAGGUUCCUUUCUUCCACCGUGUUGAAUGUAACCUUCAGGAGGCGGUUUUUCGGAGGACUUUUGGAAUCCACCUUUUUCCUAUUCUACAAAGCUUACAAAUACUGACUCCUGAAACUGUAUCUGGGAGUAGUUUACUUAAUGAUGUCUUUAUAUGAUUGAGAUCGUGUUCAAAUCUCGCCUUUGGUUCUUUAUCUGAAGAUUCUCUUAUCUUAUGAAAAUGACUGAUCUCUCAGAGAGAUCUGUCUUGUCACGCAGUGAGGAUUUUUCUUCUGAUAACAUCCCUUCCAAUGCCUUGCUGACCAGCUGCGUUUUGCCCACAGUCUUUUUCUUCCCAUUUCUUUUUCUCCUUACUGAAGUCCAUUUGUCACCAGUCAGGACAGCCACACCUGGACUACGUGGAACGGUGACAGUUUUAUCCGGAUCUUCUAUUUCGGCUAGAGGUGUAUGACUGCCGAUGUCAAUAUCAAGCGGCACUUCAUUCCUCGUUAAUGUCAACGGAGAUUUCACGUUCCCGUCAAUCACAGUCAGGUGUUUAACGGGUCCGGUAGCAGCACUUACUACACUGACACAUUCUUCUCCGUCAGUGCUCUUGUUAUCAUUGCUUCCGCCAUCGUUUUUCUUGCAGGCCAAAGCCAAUAGGGCCAUAGCCUCCC